AUAAAAUCAGACAUGUCGGUCCAAUUAGACUACAAACGAUUUCAUCGAAGAUUAAGAUAUUUAGCUUCCAAGUGGAAGACGGAUACUGAAUCAUUUCAAAAUGUUGACGCUAUUGCACUCGUCAUUGGAGACGAUGAUUUUGAAAAUCCAUAUAGAAAAUCUAUUGCGCUUCAAACAUGGUUGCUAGGUCAUCCUUUCUUCCAAACACUUUGGAUCAUCAAACCAAACCAAGUAACAGUCGUCUGUAGUCAUAAAAAGGCAGAUGCUAUUGAAACUGUUAAACAAGGCGAUAAGCAAAUACCUGUCAAUGUGAUUCGUCGUGGAAAGAACUUGGAAGAAAAUAUUGAAUUAUAUAAAUCAGUCAUUGAAGAUUUAAACAAUAAACGAGUUGGCGUAGUCGUAAAAGAUAAAUUCAGUGGCAAGAAUAUUGAAGAGUGGAAGAAAGCAUGUGAGACGUUUAAGAAAAACUAUGAAGAAAUUGAUAUAUCAACUGCGAUUGGUGUUUGUUUGGCUGAAAAGGAUGAAGAGGAAGUGAGAAACGUCAGAACAGCAGCAAAGGUCAGCUCAAAUGUGAUGCAGUAUUAUUUUGUUCCUGAAAUGUCUACUUUGAUUGACGAGGAAAAGCCAAUAACUCAUGAAAAGUUAAGCAACAAUACGGAGGAAGUAUUGGAAGAUCCAAAUAUGCUGUCUCGUAUUAAACUUCCACCAGAAGUUGAUAACGAUAAGGAUUUGGAUUGGUGCUAUACACCCAUUAUUCAGAGCGGUGGAAAAUUCGACUUGAGAUCAUCCGCAGCAUCGAAUAACGAAAAGCUUUAUCCCGGUGUCAUCAUUUGCAGUCUCGGUCUGCGUUACAAAUUUUAUUGUUCCAACAUUGGUCGUACGUUCCUCAUUGACCCUACUAAAGUACAAGAAAAGAACUAUGAAUUUUUACUUGAAGUUCAAAACAAAGUCUUGGAUUCUAUCCGUGAUGGUGUCAAGAUUAAGGAUAUCUAUCAACGCGCUAUUUCUCUCGUUCGAGCCAAGCGCCCCGAUCUUGAAAAGAACUUUACCAAAAACGUUGGAUUUGGCAUGGGUAUUGAAUUCCGUGAAGCAAAUUAUGUACUGAACGCCAAAAACAACCGUGAAUUGAAGAACGGAAUGAUCAUUAAUGUUCAAGUCGGAUUCUCUGAUCUUGUUAAUCCCAAGGCAAAGGAUGACCGUGGUAAGACCUACGCUCUCAUGUUGGUCGAUACCGUUCGUGUGACAAAUGAAGCGCCCGUAGUACUGACAGCUGACUGCAGUAAAAAGCUCAACAAGAUUUCCUACUUUUUUGAUGAAAGCGAAGAUAAGGAGAAAGAAAGCGAAAAGGUAGAAAAGGCUGCAUCUACCUCGGCUCCUUCCAAGCGUGAAUCGUCCAUCGCCAAAUCCGCCAUUCUUCGUAGCAAGUUCCGAAGCGAAGAUCAGGAAGACGAAUCCAAGGAGCAGAAGAGAAAAGAGCACCAAAAACAACUGUUUGCUCAAAAGCUAGCAGAAGGUCUAGCCAAAUAUUCCGAAUCCUCUGGAGGUGAUAAUGGUGAGGAAAAGCCCUUGUUUCGUCGAUUUGAAAGUUAUCGAUCCGACGCCAAAUUACCAAGAGACGCAAAGGGCCUCAAAAUUUCUGUGGAUCGAAAGCACGAUUCUAUCAUUUUGCCGAUCUAUGGUAUGGCAGUUCCCUUCCAUAUUUCUACACUAAAGAACGCAAGCAAGAGUGACGAAGGAGAUUUUGUGAUGCUGCGUCUCAAUUUCUUGACUCCUGGCCAAGCAGGAAGUAAGAAGGAAGAUUUUUCAUUUGAUGAUAUCAAUGCCACCUUCGUACGUGCCUUGACGUUUAGAAGUGCAGAUACACAUCGUAUGGGUGAGAUCUAUAAGGCUAUUAUGGAUAUGAAGAAAGAAGCUACCAAAAAGGAAGCCGAACGUCGUGAGAUGGCUGAUGUUGUCGAACAAGGCACAUUGAAUCUGGUCAAAGGUCGUAAACCUCUCCGUUUGUCCGAUGUCUACGUCCGUCCUUUGACAGAAUCCAAGCGAUUGCCUGGUGAGCUUGAAAUUCACCAAAACGGUUUAAAGUACCAGUCGAUUCGAUCAGACUCUUCCUUCAAUGUCCUCUUUAGCAACAUCAAGCAUUUAUUUUUCCAGCCAUGUGACAAUGAACUACUCGUCUUGAUCCAUAUCCACUUCAAGAAUCCUAUUUUGAUUGGUAAAAAGAAGACAAAGGACAUACAAUUCUACCGUGAAGCUUCUGAUAUCCAAUAUGACGAAACUGGAAACAAGCGACGUCGUCACAUGUAUGGCGAUGAAGAUGAAAUUGAAUCUGAACAAGAGGAACGUCGCCGCAGAGCACAGCUGAACAGAGAAUUUAAGCAAUUUGCAGAAAAGAUUGCCGAAGCGAGCGAUGGAGCGAUUGAACUCGAUGUUCCAUUCAGAGAACUUGGAUUCCAAGGUGUGCCGUUCAGGUCCAAUGUGCUGCUACAACCUACGACCGACUGUCUUGUCCAUUUGUCCGACCCACCUUUCCUUUGUAUUACCCUAAGUGAAGUUGAACUUGUCCAUCUUGAACGUGUCCAGUUUGGACUAAAGAAUUUUGAUAUGGUCUUUAUCUUUAAGGACUUUAACAGAGCACCUGUACAUAUUAACACGAUUCCCAUGUCACAAUUGGAUAAUGUGAAAGACUGGCUGGACUCCGUCGAGGUGGCAUUUACCGAAGGUUCGGUCAAUUUGAACUGGAGCAUGAUCAUGAAGACCAUCAAUGACGAUCCCGCCGAGUUCUUCAGAAACGGCGGUUGGUCUUCGUUCCUGGGCAGCGGUAGUGAUGAUGAAGGUUCAGGACAAGAAUCAGAAAGCGGCAGUGAAUUUGAAUUGGAAGAAGAUGAAUUUGAAGAAAGUUCUAGCGAUGAAGAAAGUGAAGUAGAUUCUUAUGCCUCUGAAGAAUCAGAAGAAGAGGAAGAAUUGACAGACUCAGGUGAAGACUGGGAUGAAUUAGAAGAAAAUGCUCGAAGAGCUGAUGAACGAAGAGCGAAAAGAAAAGGUGAAUUUGCCGAAGCACCCAUUAAAAAGAAGAAUAGACGUUAAGGGAUUCUUUUAAACAAAAAAAAUGUAUUGCAAAUAUUACGUGUUACAUAGUUUAUUUAAAUAAAAUGCAUAAAAAGAACAAAUGUGAAUUAUACUGAAUUUUAGUGGAGAAUAACAUCUUGUUUCUCAAUACAUUAUUUAAUAAAAAAAAAAAA
Rhizopus microsporus ATCC 52813 is the source of this 3239-nucleotide messenger RNA. RefSeq names its product transcription elongation complex subunit. The transcript has 7 exons. Gene Ontology annotation, biological process: positive regulation of transcription elongation by RNA polymerase II; transcription elongation by RNA polymerase II. Bases 13 to 3084 code for a protein of 1023 amino acids. Gene Ontology annotation, molecular function: nucleosome binding. Gene Ontology annotation, cellular component: FACT complex. NCBI's taxonomy places the organism in Eukaryota, Fungi, Mucoromycota, Mucoromycetes, Mucorales, Rhizopodaceae. The record is from RefSeq and is a predicted model, not a curated record.